AUGGCUGUUACAGCCAAUGUGUGUCCAAAUGGUCCCCAAACCGCUGGAUCACCUCUCUCUAGAAGUUUCGGAAUGACAGGAUUUAAUGAUGUUAUCUUUUUCGAUAUUUUGGAAGACCAGGAUAACGAAUUACUCUAUUUUGUUGGAUAUUUUCAUAAAUCCCCUCAACUUGGAACAACCCUCUACAAGUCUGACCCUGAGCUGACCAAACUCAGAGUGAUGACUUAUGAUAUUUACUGCCUCCAACGUUCCUACGCCAUGUCUCUAAACAAUGAUUCCAUCUACGUUCUAGACAGAGUAAUAAAUAAAAUCAUUGAGAUCCAGACUUCAGAUUUGACGUUCUCCAGAGAGUUGGCAAUUAUAACUAGUCCUGCUUCGGUUGGUGAAAAUUCAAAUAUGGAAAUAAGUAAAGGGUUUUAUUUUAGUCUCAGAAUUAGCUCAAUAAUGCAGACUUGUAGAUGGGAUAAUGCAACUACUAAUAUCGACUGAUUUACUUUUGGAGUUGAUAGUCCAACUAAUUUUGCUCCGAUUAGCUCUGAAUUGUUGUUCUUUGGAUCCAUUGACACAGCGGCUGACCAAUACUACCUGGUGAAUUACAACUUCUCCUCCUCUAGCCUGGUCUGGAAGAAGAGCAUUGGAUGUCCAGGUUCAAGUUGAAUAAGCAAGAGAUGAAGAGUGGAUUUACACAAUGAUACUUUUUGAUGAAAAUUUCAUUUUUGAAAAAAGAUAAGUGUGGUUGAUGGAAGUCCACAACUCUCUGGGCUAGUUUGGAACGAUAGUGAAUACUCAACCAGUUACUGAAUGAAAGAGUUUACUAAUUUUAUCGCCAUCCAAAUUUUAACUUACUCAUCACCAAAUAUUAAAAGGUUAAUUUUAGUAAACUCCUCGAUGACUCAAAUUGUGAAUGAAUACCAAUCUGUAGACUCUAGAGCUUAUGCGGUUGGAAGGCUUUUGUACAAAGAUGAGGAACUGAUGUAUCAUUCCGGAAUAAUAGACACUAACAAAACAUUUUUCCUUGCGAGAUCACCUAUAAACAACAUUGAUCAGCUUCAUGAGUUUCAAGAGGAUACUCCUUUCUUCAGCCCAAUUACAGCAAACUAUCAGGUGUCAUCAACUACAUCAAUUCCAAGUAUAAGUAAUAGCAUAAAGACUCUCUCUAUCACUACCUCAUCAUCCAUAACGGUUACUGAUAUCACUUCAACGACCAGCCCUUCAUUAACUACGUACGUGGCUUUGUGGAACCAAGACCACAUUCAAUCUGUCCAGAGCAACACAUCAGCACAACUGGACUUUACUUGGGCUUGAGCUCCAUCAAGUAAUUACACUGAAAUCAGUUUCAAUCUGGCUCAGACCGGGCCCAAUCCAAUCCCAGAUUGGGUGAAACUGGAUGCAGACAAUCAAGAGUUGCAUCUUAAUAUCACUCCAAAACUGGAUGCAAAACAAGUCUUUUUCUUUUCUCUCCAAAUCUCAUUCGACAGUGAAGUGCAUUAUAAAAAGUUUGAAAUCACUGUGGAAGAGUGAAAAAUCAAGCAUUGCGAGCUCUGAAAACUAGGAAAUUCUAAUAUUUGAGAAACUUGAGCAGAUGGAUAUCAAAGCUCGUCUGAACAGGAAUCGUGCUCUAAAAUAGCUGCCAUGACUGGAGCAACUAAAGCUACGGCUGCUAUGGUGACAUCAAGCGUCAUACUUGCAAGUGCUUCGUCAGUGUUGUCAUUGUCAUCUAUCAACUCAAUAUUUAGUAUUAUGAAUAGUAUGCAGCUAGCAACACUAUUGCCUCUAAUCCCUGAAUACUUUUCACCAAAAGUUCUAGAUUUCUUGAGCGGAAUGGGAUUUACAAUGCUAUCAUUCGAUUUCAUAAAGUUCAAGGAUCUUCCAUUUGUAGAAGAUCUCACAAAUUGGGUGUCAUAUCCCCAAUCAGACGAGUACCUCAACAGUCUUGGAAUGAGGUCUGGGAGCUCUGUUGUGAACUAUUUGUCACUCAUGGUCAUUCUGAUUCUUAUUGGGGUCUUUCAUUUCGGAAUAUAUCUGUGAAGUAUGUGAGCACAAAACUCGAAAAGCAAAAGAUGCAAGAGAUUUUUCAAGAAGUUGUUCAGAUUCUGCACAUUUAAUGUAUACAUAAGAAUAUUCAUGCAAGCAUUUGCAUUUACAACACUGUCAAUAUUCUCUGAGCUCUACAACAUCAACUUAGCUACAACUGUGACCAAAAUAUCCUUAGGACUGUGAGUAAUAUUCGCUAUAUGCACAAGUGUGCUAUUUAUUUUGUCCUUUUACAUGUACUGAAAAUCAUUCCCACAAAUUGAUCAAGAAAAGUAUUGGCCAUGAGUUGAAUACUUUAAUGGAGUUAAGCCAACUAAAUGCUCCAAACUCUAUUCUAGUCUGUUUAUGCUGAUGAGAUUAUUGAUGACGUCAUUACUUAUAUUUGGCCAAACUGCCCUUUCGCAUGAAAAAGCCAUCUACUUUUACUUGCUAAACAUUGCUUACUGAAUUUACUUGAUAAUUGUCAGACCAUUCGAGAACCCACAGGACAAUAUCAUUGAGAUUAUUAAUCAAACACUGUUUUGAUGUCUGGCAGUCCCGUUAUCAUGGCUUAAUACAAAACAAGCCUGGACCCCAUUCUAUGAAAGCUAUUACACAACAAUACUCAUGGUGUCUCCAGCUAUUGGAAGCUUAAUAUGCCUUGGUUUUUUGAUUAAAUCAAUAGUGGUAUAUAUAAAAAACAGGAAAGCCAAGAAAAAAAAGCAAAAUGUAGCUCCCAAAGAGCGUUCCUCUCGUAAUAGAGCACCCCAGAACCAAGAAUAUCCUCGGCCAAGGCCCUCCCCUUACAUCAACAACCAGACCUCUAGCAUGAGCAGAAGCAAUGCUUUAAUUGUACCUCCUCGCGCUACUCAAAGAAGACCUUAUGACAGAUAUCAUCCUGGCAGAAUUCCAAUGAGAAGGAAACUGAAUUAACACAGAUAAUUAUUUUAACAAUCUCUCAACUGU
Messenger RNA from Moneuplotes crassus, 2979 nucleotides. NCBI's taxonomy places the organism in Eukaryota, Ciliophora, Spirotrichea, Euplotida, Euplotidae. The record is from the annotation of a GenBank genome assembly.